Onychostruthus taczanowskii (white-rumped snowfinch) is the source of this 1464-nucleotide messenger RNA. RefSeq names its product transmembrane protein 144 (gene TMEM144). Gene Ontology annotation, molecular function: carbohydrate transmembrane transporter activity. Gene Ontology annotation, cellular component: membrane. Lineage: Eukaryota; Metazoa; Chordata; Aves; Passeriformes; Passeridae. Gene Ontology annotation, biological process: carbohydrate transmembrane transport. The coding region runs from base 76 to 1149 and encodes 357 amino acids. The record is from RefSeq and is a predicted model, not a curated record. The transcript has 12 exons.
GCGGGCGGGCGGCCGCGAUUCUGUCCAGACCUGCAGCAAAACAACUCCACAAAAAGAAACACCUUCAGAACAAAGAUGAAUAUCGGGAAAGCUUACGGUGCUGCUAACAUCAGCAAUGGAACAGAUCUAGCUAUUGGCUUUACCUCUUCCACAGUAGCUGUCCUUCUAUUUGGGACAAACUUUGUGCCUGUCAAGAAAUUUGAUACUGGUGAUGGCAUGUUCUUCCAGUGGAUUCUCUGUGCCUCCAUAUGGAUAGUUUCUUUGGUGGUCAAUUUGAUCCAGAAUUGCCCCCGGUUUUGGCCUCUGGCUAUGGUUGGAGGUUUUGUGUGGGCUACAGGCAACGUUACAGUUGUCCCUAUUGUUAAAACUAUUGGCUUAGCUCUUGGUCUUUUGAUAUGGGCUUCUUUUAAUUUGCUGACAGGCUGGGCAAGUUCAAGGUUUGGUUGGUUUGGAAUUGACCCGGAAGAGGUAUCAAGACCAAUCUUAAAUUAUAUUGGAGCUGGACUUUCACUUAUAAGUGCUGUCAUAUUUCUUUUUAUAAAAACUGAAGUCCAGAGUUCUUCAACUUCAUUAGAAAGCACACCUUUACUGAGAGAAAGUUCUAUUAAUGUUUCUGAAGAUACCACUGAGGACUCAUGGGUGGACAAACUUUCUCCAACAAAAAGGAGACUCAUAGGCUGUAGCCUGGCUGUAGUGGCUGGAAUACUCUACGGUUCCAGUUUUGUACCAGUACUUUACAUCAAGGACCAUGGAAGAAGAAAUGAAACUGUAUACACAGGAGCAAGUCAGUUUGAUUUAGAUUAUGUUUUUGCACACUUCAGUGGAAUAUUUCUUACAAGUACCAUCUACUUUUUGAUCUAUUGUGCAGUCAGGAAAAAUAAACCUUGUGUUUAUCCCCAAGCCAUAUUGCCAGGGUUUGUUUCUGGUGUGCUUUGGGCAAUAGCCAAUUGCUGCUGGUUCCUGGCCAAUCACUAUCUCAGUGCUGUCGUGAGCUUUCCAAUAAUUACUGCAGGUCCUGGCCUUGUUGCUGCAAUGUGGGGAGUCCUUGUAUUUAAGGAAAUCAAGGGACUGAAAAACUACGUGUUACUGUCAGUAUCAUUUUGCAUCAUUUUGGCUGGAUCACUUUCCACAGCUUUUUCUAAAGUUUGAAAGGACCUUCUGGACCAGUAGAUGGUGCUAGCGUUUAACAUAAGUAGAAAGACCAUGUUGGUAGAUCACAAUACCUAAUAAUUUUCAAAAUGUAUGUCCAGCAUUUACAUUAACUUACUUCAGCCAUGUGGAAAUUGAAAACAUUUGGCAUGAAAGAAAAUCUGGAAAUAUUUGUUCCUAUUUUUCUUGGAAUAGUAAGAAAAUCAAAGGACUUUAUUAAUCAAAGCUAAAUGAUUUUAUUGUUACUAAUUAUUUGUUUUUUUCAUUCAGGUGCUAAACUUCAUGUCGUCAUAAAUUGUGGAUAAAUUGUUGUGA